This is a messenger RNA of Hipposideros armiger (great roundleaf bat), 1029 nucleotides long. It is a transcript of the gene FXYD4, whose product is annotated as FXYD domain containing ion transport regulator 4. Bases 312 to 578 code for a protein of 88 amino acids. Gene Ontology annotation, biological process: potassium ion transmembrane transport; regulation of sodium ion transmembrane transporter activity. Gene Ontology annotation, molecular function: sodium channel regulator activity. Gene Ontology annotation, cellular component: membrane. The transcript has 8 exons. Lineage: Eukaryota; Metazoa; Chordata; Mammalia; Chiroptera; Hipposideridae. The record is from RefSeq and is a predicted model, not a curated record.
UGGCCCUGGGGCCCUCCUCUGCGGUGGGUGUGGCAGGACGAGCUGUCUCCUUAAGAGCACAAGGCAGAGGGAGCUGCAGGAGUCUUACAGAGUCUGACCAGUUCCCUCCUGUCUGAAGGUAUUGUCGCCUCGGGCAAGCCUGCUGGGUUUAAAGAGCCGAAACUCACUGGGCUGAACACUGCCCCAGCAGCCUCCUCAGACCUGCUCUGUGCACCCUGCUCUCAGGUGAGCUCAAGAGAACUGGCUUUCAGGUGGGGGCCACCUGACCCCAGCCGAACCCCCUCCCUACAGUCCUGCCCUGCAGCUGUGACAUGGAGGGAGUGACCUGGGGCCUUCUCCUUGCACUGGCAGGCCUACCUGCCUUGGAAGCCAAUGACCUGGUUGAUAAAGACAGUCCCUUCUACUAUGACUGGGAAGGUCUGCAGCUGGGAGGGACAAUCUGCGCAGGCCUCCUGUGCAUCGCUGGCCUCUUGUUCGCCUUGAGUGGCAAAUGCAAAUGCAAGCACAGUAGGAAGCAGAGUCCCUUACCUGAGAAAGCUGUUCCACUCAUCACUCCAGGCUCUGCCAGUACCUGUUGAGCACAGGACCAGCUUUGUGGCACUCCCAGCGCAGCUCCCAUGCUGUUCCCUCCCCACCUGGGGGCCUUUCUCUCCACUGGUGGGCCCUUAGGCUCUCUUUUUACCAGGAGGCUGUCCAAAGCUUAUUUCUAAAUUAAACUGGUCUCCCUCUUCCUGUUGUCUUGUGACCUUCUAUGGGUCUGGGCAGCUUGCUCAGGAAAGCCCAGGCCCCUCUACAGCUGGGGUGGAGGGGGUGGGGUGUGGAUUGCUAAUGUUUCCUGUGGCCACAGGUCUGCCUGAAGCCUACAUCCCAGCACGCCCCCACUUUGAGAACCUCCUGAUAAUUGAUCUUCUGCCCGCCCCCUGCCUCAUCCAUGCAUCAUUCAAGACACCUCAAUAUUUUAUCAGAGGACCUCACAAUUUCCAACCUUUUAUAGAGGCCCUAGAAGCCCCAAGGAGCCAGGUAUCCAUG